Homarus americanus (American lobster) is the source of this 645-nucleotide messenger RNA. RefSeq names its product small nuclear ribonucleoprotein-associated protein N-like. The record is from RefSeq and is a predicted model, not a curated record. Bases 1 to 645 code for a protein of 214 amino acids. NCBI's taxonomy places the organism in Eukaryota, Metazoa, Arthropoda, Malacostraca, Decapoda, Nephropidae. The transcript is spliced from 3 exons.
AUGAAAGUUAACCCUAAGGGGAUGUGGCUGCCAAUAUUGUACAGGACUACUAGAGAGGCUCGGGAAGCAGCAAUUCCUCUGGACCACCCGCCCACCUGGUAUGAUGUCCUCCGUAAACUUCCUGACUUCUUGGACGUGUAUGGGAAAGGGUCACGGAAGAGGGACGUGAUUGCUGCCCAACUCGUCAUCGGGGACCCUGGAGCGUCCCCGCCCUUGGAAAAAACCCUGGGGGUGCCUCUGCUACUGAGAGGGCCCCUGGGGACAUCGCCGCCUGGAAGGUCCCCUGGGGGCGCUCCCACACCUGGGACGACCCCUGGGGGUGCUAUCGCCUCUGGCACCCUAAAGAGAGCCGCUGGGGGCGUCUCUGCUCUUGUGAGGAUCCCUAGGGGAAAAUCCCUGGCGGCGUUGCCGCCCCUGGGGGCGCCACUGCCACUGGGAGGGCCUCUGGGGGCGGCUCUGCCACUGGGAAAGCCCCUGGGGAUGCCGGCGCCACUAGGUGGGCCUCUAGGGGAGCCACCGCCCUUGCAAGGGAUCCUAGGAGUGCCGCCGCCCCAGGAAAACCCCUGGCGGCGUCUCCGCUCCUGGGAGGGCCCCUGGGGGCGCCGUCGCCUCAGAGCGGGAGCCAGGGGGGGCUGCUGCCCCUAA